This is a messenger RNA of Coturnix japonica (Japanese quail), 989 nucleotides long. It is a transcript of the gene CCDC124, whose product is annotated as coiled-coil domain containing 124. Gene Ontology annotation, biological process: transcription by RNA polymerase II. Gene Ontology annotation, molecular function: transcription coactivator activity. The record is from RefSeq and is a predicted model, not a curated record. NCBI's taxonomy places the organism in Eukaryota, Metazoa, Chordata, Aves, Galliformes, Phasianidae. Gene Ontology annotation, cellular component: nucleus.
CUGGAGCUGCGACCGCACCCUUAAUAAAGAUGGCGGCGGGAGCGCUGCGAGUCUGCGGGGGUAACACCUAGGGGAUGCGUCGCGCGGAGUGAUGACGUAUAAAGUGUGCGACGGGCGGAGCGGCCGAGCCGGAGCACAGUGAGUGAUGCCCAAGAAGUUCCAAGGGGAGAACACCAAAUCGGCUGCUGCCCGUGCAAGGAAAGCUGAAGCAAAGGCAGCAGCCGAUGCGAAGAGGCAGCAGGAGCUGGAAGAUGCGUAUUGGAAGGAUGAUGACAAACACGUGAUGAGGAAGGAGCAGAGGAAGGAGGAGAGGGAGAAGCGGAGGCUGGAGCAGCUGGAGCGUAAGAAGGAGCUGCAGCGCCUGCUGGAAGAAGAGGACUCCAAGCUGAAGGGGAAGUCACCUAAACAGGCAACACCAGGCAAAGUCACCAGGGCUCAGAUUGAGGAGAGCAUCAGGAAGGAUCAGCAGCAGAAGGAGAAUGCAGAGACAGUGGAGAAGGAGAAAACUCACCUGGAGGUCCCAUUGGAGGAGAACAUCAACAGACGGGUCCUGGAGGAAGGGACAGUGGAGGCCAGGACAAUAGAGGAUGCCAUCGCUGUGCUCAGCGUUACCAAUGAUGGGGACCGACAUCCCGAGCGCCGGAUGAAAGCGGCCUUCACUGCAUUUGAAGAGCUCAACCUGCCACGUCUGAAACAAGAGAACCCAAACAUGCGCCUGUCCCAACUCAAGCAGCUCCUCAAGAAGGAAUGGAUGAAGUCUCCAGAAAACCCCAUGAACCAGAGGCACAAAGCUUACAACAGCCAGAAGUAGAACACAGAGCUGAUCAUCCCCCCCCCCUUGGACGGUGGGCUGGAGCCGUGGGCUCUGCUCAGAUGAAGCAGGAGGCACAAAGAACCUCCUCUCUUUUGUUUCCCUUCCCCAUUCCCUCUUUCUGUCACUCCUUGUUAUUGGAUUUAAGACCAGCACGAGGCUGCAGCCCUCUCCAGCA